CAUGAUUGCAAGAAUGUCAACUGCCGCUUUCUGGAUUCUAAUUAUCUUCAGAAAUUUUAUAGACCUUUUUGGUGACCUUUGGUUGAGAAUAACUGGCGUUCAAUUAUUUACGUUGACAGUCGAUUCUGUUUAUAAGGGUCUACCUGAUAAAUCUCGAGCCUAUCUAAAUUCUGAUAUUGUUGGGAAGCAUGUAAUAGAAUCCAUUUCCAGACUAGUAUCCGCUCUAAAUAGCUGCCGGGAAGUGUCAACUGUGGGUCGGUUUAUACUUCAUAGAUCGAUAGUAGAGGGUUUACGACGCCGAGCAGAUCUGGUCGAGUGUUUGAAAUCUAAUCCCGAAAUAUUAGCCGUAAAGAUAUCGAGACCGGUUUUUAUCGUUAGUAUGCCGAGGACGGCAAGCACAUUCCUACAUUGUUCUAUGCAAAAAGACCAACGAUGGUUGGUACCUGAAACGUGGCAAUUAUCGUUCCCCACUCCACCCCCCCAUAUUCCAUUCACUAUUUCUGAAAUCAAACGUAUUGAUGAAAUGACCAAGCAACUCAAGUAUUCGCAUUUAUUAGCAGGUGAGGAUAUGAAAGCUGCUCAUGAUGUGAACGCUCGCGACCCGGAAGAUGAGACCAUAUUUUUGGAAUGUGAAGGUGUUCAUAAUUUUUUGCCUCAGUUGUUAAAGGGCAGUGAACUAGAUAGUUAUGCUCAGUGGACUUAUGAGGGAUUAACCACGGAUGAUUGGUGUAGAAUUUACACAACAUUAAAGCAAACUUUUCAGACGAUUAACUAUCAUCGGAAAGAUAUUGCGGGUAAAAGAGUUUUAUGGGUUACUCAUUUUCCCUGCUUGAAUGCUGAGGCACUUCUGCAAGUUUUUCCUGAUGCCCAAUUUAUUACUAUUCAUCGUGAUCCGCCCAAACUUGUGAAUUCCAUUUCAUCCCUUGUGUGCAACAUUUCGAAACAAUAUAAAAGAAAUGGUGACAACAAUAAAGUUGAAAUAGGUAAACGACUUUUGAAGCACAUGGAAAAAGGUAUUGAAAUGCUAAUGGAUUUCCGUGAGAGGCACUCUGGCGAAUCAGAACGAUUCAUUGAUGUUUUGUUCGAAGAUCUAACUAAAAAACCUGCAGAAACCAUGAAGGGUAUUUACCGGAAAUUGGGAGAGAAUUGGAAUGAGAACGAUUGUAAACAAUUAAUCGAGUAUGUUGCUGAACAAAAGGCGCACGGAGGAGGAAGACACAAAUAUUCGAUGACAGAAUUCGGUUUAGAUUUUGAGGAAGUACGGAUGAAAUUAAAAAGCUAUUCGCGUAGAUUCCUACCUUAG
Dimorphilus gyrociliatus is the source of this 1303-nucleotide messenger RNA. Lineage: Eukaryota; Metazoa; Annelida; Polychaeta; Dinophilidae. The record is from the annotation of a GenBank genome assembly.